CCAAUCUCAGCUGCAAUCCCUUUAUGCUGAAGGAAUUGAGGGAUGCCACAUGGAGUUUGCUGCAUACAACUUACUAUAUGUUAUCCUGCACUCUAGUAACAACAUAGAUCUUGUAUCAUCUAUGUCGAGAUUAUCAAGUGAAGCUAAAAGAGAUAAUGCAGUAAGGCACGCUCUUGCAGUUCGGGCAGCUGUCACUUCUAGAAAUUAUGUUAUGUUCUUCAGGCUCUUCAAAACAGCACCAAAUUUGAACACUUGCCUGAUGGAUCUAUAUGUUGAAAAGAUGCGGUUUAAGGCAGUGUGCUGCAUAUCUCGAUCAUAUCGGCCUACGUUACCUGCUUCUUAUAUCGCUUAGGUUCUG
This is a messenger RNA of Humulus lupulus (European hop), 358 nucleotides long. RefSeq names its product SAC3 family protein A-like. Bases 50 to 352 code for a protein of 100 amino acids. NCBI's taxonomy places the organism in Eukaryota, Viridiplantae, Streptophyta, Magnoliopsida, Rosales, Cannabaceae. The transcript is spliced from 3 exons. The record is from RefSeq and is a predicted model, not a curated record. Gene Ontology annotation, cellular component: nucleus.